Messenger RNA from Poeciliopsis prolifica (blackstripe livebearer), 664 nucleotides. RefSeq names its product small integral membrane protein 22 (gene smim22). Gene Ontology annotation, biological process: regulation of cell population proliferation. The record is from RefSeq and is a predicted model, not a curated record. The transcript has 4 exons. Bases 147 to 395 code for a protein of 82 amino acids. Lineage: Eukaryota; Metazoa; Chordata; Actinopteri; Cyprinodontiformes; Poeciliidae.
UGUCAGUCAGGAGGUGGAGCAGCAACAGGUGCAACGCUGUAAAAAAAAAGAUCUUUGUACCCGGAAGGGGAAAAAAACCUGUAACAAUAAGCGACUCUUCGUACAGAGUUCAUUCUGUUUUUCUGGGAGCCGACCAGGACCGGGACAUGGAUCAGAGGAACAUCCAGCAGGAAUUUGAGGACCAGUUCAAUGAUGUGGUGUCCAGGCUGAAGUCCAAGCAGAUGUUCCAGUCUGACUGGGACAUCGCUUCUUUUGCCAUCUUCUUUAUCUUCAUUGGCGUGGUUCUCACGUUGGUCUUGCUGGUUCUCAUCCGGUGCUGCUGCUGCGGCUGCUGUGACGAUGAAAAGCCGCGCAGAAGAAAGGUCGGCAUAGAGAACUACGGCAUGGAGCCCUGAGCGACCCGGUCCGACCGCGAGAGGCUGAGCAGAACCAUCUCAUCCUCUUCCUGUGCCAAAAUGCACACUGGAAUCAAAACGCUUCAGACAGAAUGGAAUUCCUGCACAAUGUUGUUUCCGCAAAUGGAAAGUUAGCACACGUGAUCAUUUCCUUUUUCCCUGUCACAGCUUUGUGGGUUUUGUUGCCAGGUUACCGCAGAGCAGCUGGGAGACCUGUAUGUAGAUUUGCUAAAAUCAAAUUUAAUUAAAGGUUUUUACUGAGUAAUGAA